Chrysemys picta bellii (western painted turtle) is the source of this 4204-nucleotide messenger RNA. Its product is annotated as synaptotagmin-5-like. Gene Ontology annotation, cellular component: synapse; plasma membrane; exocytic vesicle. Gene Ontology annotation, molecular function: calcium ion binding; calcium-dependent phospholipid binding; phosphatidylserine binding. Gene Ontology annotation, biological process: cellular response to calcium ion; calcium ion-regulated exocytosis of neurotransmitter; regulation of calcium ion-dependent exocytosis. The record is from RefSeq and is a predicted model, not a curated record. Lineage: Eukaryota; Metazoa; Chordata; Testudines; Emydidae.
UCGAUGUAACGGCGCUAAAUUCGACAUAAACGCCUAGUGUAGACCAGGCCUUGGAAAGGAGGCUGAAGAGAGGAUUCUGUUUUUUUUUCCCUCUGGGUGUUUGACUGGCGUCAAUCAUGUGUCUUACAUAAACAGUGCGUCAAUUCGGCUGUGGGGCUGAUAAGAGGAGGUUUUUUUCCAUGGCCAUUAUCUUGUUUAGGGUGAAGCUGGGUUUAUUUUAGCCUUGCGACGGAUGUGUUGAUCUGAUGUAAUAAUUCCAGCUCUGCUCGGGAAUGGUGCUCAGAGAGAAUGGAGCACUGCAGAUGCUGACGCCCCCAGCACAGCUCUCUGACCCUGCUCCUUUCUCUUAUCGCUCGCCAUUACACAGUAAUCUUUCCAGCAUGUCCUGUGCGGUGAUGAGAGAGGGGAUGACAGGUUUGGUUUAGUAACAGCACAGAAUUGGACCACUGGCUCUGACUGUUCCUGGGGUGUGAGGGUGUAUCUGGAUUUUGACUGCUGUGCAGUUGCUGGUGUUUGCCAAGAUUCAGUUGUCAUCAAGCUAUUGGUUCAUAGAUCUUAAGAUCAUAGAGAGUUGGACUGGGACCUAGGUUCUAUACCUGGCUCUGACACUGACUUGCUGGGUGACCUUGGGCUCUUCAUCACCCUGUGCCUCAGUUUACCAAUCUGUAAAAUGGGGAUCCUGAUACUGACCUCCUUUGGAAAUAACCAGGUAUUAUUAUUAUUAUAAGGGACGAUUCUGAUCACUUCGUCCUUGGAGUAGUGAUGUGAACUGCUGAUUUCUGAUGAGCUGAAGGAGGUACCUGCCUAAUCAGUCUAGCUGUGGCAUUUGUAACAGGCCCAUCGCCGUAGAACACAACAUCAAACUGCUCCAUCUUAAUCACAUUUCCUACCCACUGGCCAGGCACCUUCUGCCAAAUGCCUUCUGGUCACACAGAAGCUUUGCUAUCUGCAGCCCCCUUCAUAUACUCAUGCUGUAAUUCUUCUCUGCUCCAUUCAGUGCAUUUGCAGGUGCUCCUCGGAGUGGGGCUGGCUCUUCUGUGCUUCUGCCUUCUCCUGGGCUGUGCCGUGUGCUGGCGUCGAAGUGAGAGGCACAACCAGAGCAGCAGGAAAGAGCAGGUACCAACCAACACUCUGGUGGAGCUGGGGCCUGCUCUGCCUUCCCAGACCACCACCAUGCCCAUCCAGCAACAGUAUGUGGAGCUAGAGGGAGCGAUGCUGGAAUGUGCAGGGAAUGACUCGCUGGGUUCUCCUGGCGCUGGCAGCCUGCCACAGAGCAUGUUGCAUGGGAGGGCCUCUUUACCCAGCAUCCCUUUCUCCCAGAAGCUUGGCCUGUUCUCCAAGACAGAGCCGGGCUGGGAGCGCCGGUCCACCAUCUCUGGAGAGACUGACGAGAGCAGCCUGCUGACUCGUCCUGUUCUGGGACCCAGUGUCCGCCAGUCGUCCACCAUGCCGAGGAGCCUCUCCAGUGCUGGCCCCAAGCAGCAGCCCCAGCUCCACUUCAUCCUGUUCUACUCCCAGCCCGAGGCCACGCUCACUGUGACGGUGAUCAGCGUGUCCCACCUGCCCAAGGGCUUUCGAAGCAGCCGGGACUCCUAUGUCAAGGUGUACCUGCUCCCCAAGUUCAUCGAGCCCCAGCGCACGGCUGUGCGCAGGAAGAGCCUCAACCCCGAGUUCCGAGAGCAGUUCCAGUUCGGCCGCUACCACCUGGAGGAGCUGAGGGGCUUCACCCUGCGCUUCGCUGUCUAUGUGAAGGAGUUUCGCAGCUUCAGGGACUCCUUCGUUGGGGAAGUGAUGUUCCCGUGUGCCCAGGUUACUUGGAACCCCGAGGCGGCCUCCAGCUACACCCGGGAGCUGUCAACCACCAAAACCAAACUCAAAAAGUGUCUCAGUGCCCAGGACAUGAGCUACGGCGCUGCGUGCUCCCAAUCCACGUCCCUGGGCCAGCUCUUCAUUCUCCUCCAGUACCAGGCUCUGGCCAAUCGUAUCAAGGUGCUGGUCCGCAAGGCAGAGAAUCUGGGCCGGCUCACCCGCAUGCCAGGGGCACCAGACCACUACGUUGUCAUUCACUUUUACUACAACGGGCGAGUCAUGGACACAAAGGAGACCAAGUCCAUAGCCGGCUACAACCCCGUGUGGAACACGCCCUUCCUCUUCAAUGUCCCUGCAGGAGACAUCCAGGAGCAGCAGCUGUACCUGGAGUUCACCAUCAUGCAGGCUCGUCUCUAUACACGCAGCUGCACCCUGGGCCGAGUGCUGAUUGGGCCCCACGCCCCAGAGGCAGGGCUGCUCCACUGGAAGGAGAUGUGCUGCCGAGGGCAGGUGGAAUCCGCGCGGUGGCAUGUGAUUCAGCCGAAUGUUUUCAGUCUCUCCCCUUGACAUAGGUCAAUCAGCAGGUGACUCAUUGGAGCUUGUCAGUCGGAGCAGGAUGGGGAAAUCAGUGCUGAUGCCUGAGCGUGUAAUUCCCGCUGGCUGCGUGGCUGGGUUGAAGAACUGUAGUCAUGUCAGAAGUGUCGUCUCCUAUGUGGUGAGAGUCUGCUCUGUGCUGCCCUGGAUGGCCCCGAGGCCACCAAGACAGGGAGCAGCAAGGAACUUGAAGCAAAGCGAGACUUUCCUUGUUAAGUAUCUUAGAUAGAGAGCAUAUGUCUGAAAUUAAAGGGAAAGAGCCCCACCAUCAGCUCCUGGCUGCUGUUGGGACAUUGGCCCGGGGAAGGGAGCACUGGCAGCAGCAGCGAAAGGAGGGCAGGAGAUGGGCAUAGGAACAUGAGAUAUGGAAAGGAGCAGAGGGAAGUGGGAGCAUGGAGAGGAGAGGAAAGAGCAUGGACAGAUGGAAGGAGCAAGCUUCAUGUGCUCCAGACUUGCUCAGGAGGAUUCCAGGCUGGCACGCCAACAAAGCUAGUUGUCCCCAAUCCCCAAACCAAGACAGUAACCAGUGAUCAAAUUUAAGACAGUCUUGGAGGCCCUGACCCACAUCCAGCCUGAGGAUAACCAGGCGCAACACCAUUGAUUUCACUGUAGUUAUGAUGACAACUUACUCCAUGCUUGAUGCUCUUGUGAAGUCAGUAGAAUUACACCUGCUCUGGGCUAGGUGUGGCCCCUACUGCAUUUAUGUGAAUUCUGCUCAGCGUAACAUGUACGAUCAGUGCUGCAGUCAGAACAACCUCCAGUCUGUUCCAGUCCACUCGUAGGGAACAGCUGGACCACACAUGGAUGAAAUGUCAGCCUUGAUUCCUAGAUCUCUGUGUAAGAAAGCCCAAGUUAGCUGUACUGUGUAGAGCACUGAUCUGUGGGAUCACUGUGAAGGAGGAACCCAUGUGCCCUGAGCAUGGGCAGGGAAGAGGUCACAGAAGGGUUGGAAGGCCAUUUUCGCUAUCCCCAAUUUCCUGCAUAAAAUACCAGAUUCCAUCCCAUUCUCCCACUUCAUUGCUUUAUAAUGGAGUGUCAAACUGUUGCACGUCUCACCUUGGACCUGCCCUGGGAUGCAUCCGUCUGGUGCAUAAUCCUCCCUGCUUUACUUGGACCUACAGUUCUGGAGUUCAGAGCUGCUGCUGGAGGAGCAGGGCAACAAUGUGAAAAAAGGAAGAUUGCAGGGAUGAGGUCCAGCAGGUGGAUCCAGGAGAGCCCAGUUUCCUGCGAUUCUGCUGAUGUCACUGAAUCUUCAGAGGGAUUCCCUUGUUAAGCCAUGGUCCCCCUUCCGGCACAACACUGAGGUAAUGCUGGCAGUGCUAGCUUGGCAUAGAGCAGCUGCAGCUUGCUGGGCUGUUACUGCCAAUGCAGUUGUAAUUUUAUGCCUAUUCCAAUGGCCAACCCAUCACCCCAACAUCUCUUCAUUCAUAUCCUCUUAUCAAAUCAAGCUGCAACCAUAGCAGUCAGAUACUUAACACAUCCCCAGUCAAUGAAAAAUAUCCCCCCCCCCAGGGUAAUGGGUAAGGUAAUAGCCUGGAAACUUAUUUUUAAAACACAGCAGCAUUCCAUAGAGGCUAGGUGGUCUCCCAAGAUGCCAGACAGGAAGUGAUAUCACUGGGAAGGCCCAGGGGAGCCGUCACUAUAGUGCAAGGCCCAGGCCCGCAGCCCCACAUCUGGUUGCUGGCUCAGACCUUUGUGUUUUCCAUCCACUUUGUCCCCUUUAAACAAAUAAAAGGAAUUUGUUCUGAAAGUGUAUUGCUGCCUCCAUGAGGUCAUUCCUGCCAUGCGACUGUAUUGAUGU